AUGCCCCCAGCUGAGGGUGGCCGUCCGUACCGCGACAUCAAGACCGCUUCGUCGCUUAGAGCCUCGGUCAAACCGACAGCCUCUUCCGUCUUUCGUAUGGCCUAUGAUUUUGCGGAGAAGGGUCGAGGUAUGAUGGGGUGGCCCUCGGACAUCAAGUUACCCUCGCCACGGCCGCAGCUCCCACGCAGACGCUCGUAUCGCAAUUUCUUGAUUAUCUGCAUUGUCGGUUUGCUAUGGAUAUUUUCUUACAGGCACUACGAGUGGGUGAAGUCGACAAACAUACCCAUCCUCGGCGCUCGACCGUCUGAGUUGCACGGCUACUUCCCUCCAAUAGGGAAUAAUUUUCUACCAAAAGUUGCGGAUUACAAUGUGUAUCGAAGAACGCACCCAAGAACGCCCUUGUUCAUUCCGUUCACUAGAAACAACUCCAUGCUUCGUCAAGCCGUGCUAAGCUACAUCGCAGCCGGCUGGCCAAGAAAUGACAUCGUCAUCGUGGACAACACCGGUGUUAUGGAUUCCAACGAGAGACAUCUGCUCGCCGAAGAUAAUCCCUUCUUCUUGGACUACGACCUUUUCAGGCGUAGAUACGGAGUUUCAAUCCUUCAGACGCCUACGCUGUUCAAUUUUGCGCAGCUGCAGAACUUCUUUCUAAGGACAGCGAUCGCACGACAGUGGCCAUUCUACUUCUGGAGUCAUAUGGACAUUGCGGUCCUUAGUGGUGAGGACCUUCAGCCUUUCAAGUCCUUUUACCAUCGAGUCAUCGACGUUCUCGAUUCCGUGGGGCUGGAUCAGUAUUCGACUCUUCCUCCAACACCCGAGCAGGAAGCCGGAAAGGAGGAACCGAAGUCAAGGCGCUCCUUAACUGAAAUGGCGAGGAGAAAGCAAAAGGAGUUGAAAUGGGCGAUCAAAUUCUUCGAAUUUGACAAUUUGGCACUGAUCAACGUCGAGGCUUGGAAGAAGAUCGGCUCCUGGGAUGUCUUCAUCCCAUAUUACAACACUGACUGCGAUGCUUACGCCAGAGUGUUGAUGAAUGGAUACACCAAGGAUGAAGUGCAGGCAGGCUACAUAUUCGAUGUGGCUGACCUUGUGGAGGACCCAGAAAUUCGCUUCUUCCCUGCGGAGACAGAGAAGGACCGGAAGAAGUGGGGUCUCUCGCCAUCAGGACCCGAACCGUACGGCGGAGAAGUCAACAGCGCGCGUUUUCAAUGGCUGAAAUCCGAGCUUCAAGAAAUGAUGGACGUGAAGAACACUAACGAACUUGGACGCAACACAUGGCAAGGUGCCUCGGCGGAUCGACGGCCCCCCCGACAUCCUGAGCCGUGGUCGCAUUCCCCCAAGGACUUCCAGGCCUCCUGGUGGGCGGCAGCAGAUGCUGGUCGUGCAAUUUAUAUCAAGAAGUGGGGGACACUUCAGUGCGACUUGACGGAAAACAACCGAACUCUGCAACAUGUCUGGUUCCAGGAGCAUGUGCAAGAAGAAAGCCCCGAGUGGGUUGCAAGAAUGCAAGAGAUGGAACACUGGAAUGGCAUCUUAAAUGAAGCAGCCAUUCGGUAG
Verruconis gallopava is the source of this 1554-nucleotide messenger RNA. RefSeq lists its product as uncharacterized. The transcript has a single exon. The record is from RefSeq and is a predicted model, not a curated record. NCBI's taxonomy places the organism in Eukaryota, Fungi, Ascomycota, Dothideomycetes, Venturiales, Sympoventuriaceae. Bases 1 to 1554 code for a protein of 517 amino acids.